Molecule: messenger RNA, 960 nt
Organism: Cryptomeria japonica (Japanese cedar)
Lineage: Eukaryota; Viridiplantae; Streptophyta; Pinopsida; Cupressales; Cupressaceae
Product: peroxidase 2-like
Exons: 5
Coding region: 1-960 (319 amino acids)
Biological process (GO): hydrogen peroxide catabolic process; response to oxidative stress
Molecular function (GO): heme binding; peroxidase activity
Source: RefSeq, a predicted model, not a curated record
AUGAGUCCACUUUUUGGCCAAAAAGUGGAAGUGUUUUCCCUGAUUUUGGUAAUGUUGUGUUUGUGGGAUGUGAACGGGCAGCUUAGCUCGACGUUUUAUGAUAAGAUGUGUCCCCAGGCACUGUCAACAGUCAAAGCUGCCGUGAAAGUAGCAGUCGCCAAGGAGAAACGAAUGGCUGCUUCAUUGCUACGCCUUCACUUUCACGACUGUUUCGUUAACGGGUGUGAUGGGUCGAUCUUAUUGGAUACCACAAGUGGAGAAAAAGGUGCAGGUCCUAACGCCAAUUCUGUAAGAGGAUUUGAGGUGAUAGACACCAUUAAGACUCAAGUGGAGGCUGUUUGCAGUGGAGUUGUGUCUUGUGCUGAUAUUCUCGCCAUUGCUGCUCGUGAUUCUGUAGUUGAAUUGGGAGGGCCAACAUGGACAAUAUUGUUAGGAAGAAGAGACUCCACCAUUGCGAGUCGAGAUGCUACCAAUUCCAAUCUUCCAGCCCCCUCUUCUACCCUAAGAGAACUCAUUACGAACUUUACUAGUAAAGGCCUUUCUACAAAGGAUAUGGUUGCACUUUCAGGUGCUCAUACAAUUGGUCAAGCACGGUGCACAACUUUUAGAGAUCGCAUAUACAAUGAUAGAAAUAUUGAUAAGGUAUUUGCCACCUCUCUUGAAGCCAAUUGCCCAAAUAGUAGUGGCAAAGGUGAUAACAAUAUUGCUCCCAUAGACACUCUUAGUCCAACUAUUUUUGAUAAUAACUACUACAAAGAUUUGAUAAGCAAGAAAGGAGUUUUCCACUCAGAUCAGGAGCUAUUCAAUGGAGCAUCUACUGAUUCUCAAGUGACUACCUAUUCCACCAAUCAAAACACCUUUUUUAAUGAUUUUGUUACUGCCAUGGUGAAAAUGGGAAACAUCAAACCCCUAAUUGGCACCCGUGGACAAGUGCAAAAAAAUUGCAGAAAACCCAAUUAA